This is a messenger RNA of Paramecium octaurelia, 3410 nucleotides long. Lineage: Eukaryota; Ciliophora; Oligohymenophorea; Peniculida; Parameciidae. The record is from the annotation of a GenBank genome assembly.
AUGAAAUUUUUCAUUAUUAUUACACUUGCAUUAUGUUUAUACAUAAUACUUGAUAUCCUAUUAAACAAUCAAAUGUGGGAGGCUAACACUGUCCUUACAGUUUAUUUAUAGGAACACUAAUUUCCAGGGGAAAAAGAACUAUUUCUGUUUUUUUCAUAUUCUCUAUUUGCAAUGCCAGGAAUAGCAUUAAUAGCAUUUUUGUUUUUCGACAAUAAAUUAGGAGCCUUGCUUUAUGCUUGUUUGAUUUAAGCAGUCUUUGCAGAGAAUUCAAUUCUCAAAAACAUAUACCAUCAAGCAAGACCAUAUUUUAUCGAAGAUCAAAUACAACCCUAUGAGUGCAAUAAAGAAUACGGGAAGCCUUCCGGUCAUGCAAUGUCAUCAUCAGCUAUGUGUUUUCUCGUCCCCUGUAUAAUAUUCCCUGUCAUUUUAAAGGAUCAAUCAAAGUAAUUCAAAUUUAUGAAAUUAUGAAAUAGUUACAAAUACCCAUUUUAUUUUAGAGUAAUUAUCAUUUCUAUAGUCACCGCUUGGACAUUUAUGACUGGACUGUCUAGAGUUUUCAUGGGCGUUCAUUCCUUCGGAUAAAUCCUACUCGGUUGGGUCUAUACAGCCUAUACCAUAAUAAUAUAUUUGCGUUAUUUUCACACUCCAAUUUCCAAUUACAUCAAGUAAUGUUUACAGCCUGGAUCAUAAGGAGUGUCCAGUAAUGUGAUUAAAGGAGUGGGAUUAUUUGCUUUUGGAUGGACAUGUUUAUCAAUUUUACUCUUUGAAUUCAAUCAUGAAGUAUUUCUUGAUGAAAGUGAAGUGGAGGGGUGGUUGAAUGCUCUGUAUUAGAAGUGUGAAAAUCAAACAACUCAUUAUAACAUUAACAGUCCAUAAGUUUUACAUAACAUUUGUUUUAGUUUGAGCUUAUAUAUUUGGUUUCCUUUUAGUUUUCUCUUGGGAAUCAAGUUAAGUAAAGGAAUUUACAAUGAAAAUCAGUUCAGUAUCAAUUAUAAGUUGCUAAACUUCUGGUAGAAACUUAGCAGAGUAUUGAUAUUCCUGUUAUUGCUUUCUACUUUGGUUCCUAUAAUUUUAAUCAAAUAUUAAAAUACUUACGCAGAAGCAUUCGGAAAGGUAUACAAUAUGUAGAUUAACUAGAUCCUUCCAAUUUCCAUUUUAAGUGGAUUGAUUAUCACUUACAUCUACUCAUAGAUUUUAAAUUACUUCAAACUUACGAUUGAGGGAGAUUUUAUAUAAAUAUCACCUUCGUUAGUUUCAACACCAGAAGGAUACAAGGCCAGCGAAUUAGGGUAGUUAAACUUUUGAAGAAAUGUGGAAUGUAAUUUGAUAAUUAAAGGUUCUCAAAUAUAUUUUAUUAAGAAAUUCAAUAUUAUUAUUAAAUUAUGCAAAAUCUUUAUAAUUAAAUACCUUUGUUCAUAACAAGUAACGAAUUUAUUAAUCUAGAGUGAUCAAGGGAUUGGAUAUCUUUGGAUAGUCUAUUACAUUAAAUAUUAACAGAUAGAAAACAUAUACAACAAUUUUUGGAGGAUUGUCAUCUAUACUUAUUAUAGCCAUUCUUAUUGCAUUCUUUUAAUCCAAUAUUAUAUCAUUUUUCAAAAAAACAGGAGUCAUUUUUUCUACUUAAACCUCAUUCGAUCCAAACCCUGAUAAAAUUGUAAUGAACAUAUAAAAUUAUAUGGCUGCAUUUUCUAUAGAAUAGAGUAAUUUUGUAGAUAAGCCCCUGUUCAAUAUUACGAUAGAACAAAGGUAAGUACACAUACAUAUUAAUUUAGGUAUUACUAAAGAGAUAACCAAGGCAAUUUGAUUAAAUAAAUUAAUUAUUUAUAAUUGGAACCAUGCACAUUAGAUCAUUUUUAAUUAGUUUUAAAUUAACCUGAUUACGAUUUCGAAUCCGAAUACUAUAAGCUUUAAUUAAAUUAAUGGCUUUGUCCACAGUAAUUAAAUGACUGAUAAUUUUAGAAAAGAUUUUUAAUUUACUAUUUAAGGAACUUUCACUAGCAAUUCCUUUGAUUUUAUAAGAGUGAUUGUAAGUGAUUGUGAUGAUACCUAAAGUGGAUAUUAGAAUUGGAAACCUACUUGUGCUUCCCAAUCUUCGUAAGCCGAAUAUUUAAAUGCACAUGAAUCAUUUAAGUUGUAAAUCUAUCAAGUCAACAACGUUGUUAAUCCUAAUUCUCCAAAACAAUAUUAUUAGUCAUAUCUUGAUGGAGAGAUGUACUUUACUUUUAUCCCUUAAAAAUUGUCAAGAUCAGCUAAUUUAUUUUUCAGAAAAUACUAAUUCUAAAAUGAUGAUUCCUUAUUACCAUUUUAGUAAGAUUUAUACAUAUUGGUUAGAUCGAUUAAUUAAAAAGAAUUGGUUGUGAGAUAAAGCGUAGAUUACAGAGAUCUAACAGAAAUUGGAAGAUAGGGUGAUAAAAAUUAUGCUAUUGUUUAUUUAAGAAGAAGUCAAUUCUCAGAAUAUAUAAAUAGGAGAUUCACUAAAAUCGAUGAAUUAUUGUCCUUUCUUGGGGGAUUUUUAUAAAUUAUGAUUGCAGGUUUCGGAAUAUUUAUUAUGUAUUAUAAUAAAUUAUAAUGUAACUUUAUUAAUCAUAUACUAGUACAAAUUGAAUUAUCAAAUAAACUAUUUAACUUUCCAGAAAAAUAUGGAAAAGCAAAAAUCAAGAAUAAUCAAGUUCAGCAAACCUUAGAAAGUUCAAUGUACAAUGACUCUAAAUUUAUUAUAAAUUCUGAGCAAGGAGCAUCUAAAGCCACACUAAUUAUUGAUAAAGAAAAAUGCACAAUUACAAAAUCUAUUUUUAAAUUAUUUGAACAAUCUUAAAGAUUAAAGUUAUCUCUGAAAUCAUUAAUAAAUCAUUUAUCAUUUAAACUGAUUUUUAAUAAUGAUGAAACUAAACUGUUUUAGAAAGCCAUGUAUAAGAUUGAUCAAAUAUUAUAGGGAUACAGUAGAUUAGAAUUUGGACAUUUAAGAAAUCCUCUAUUAAUUGUAGGAAAUAUUCAAAUUGAAGGCAUUGAUAUUGAAAAAGCAGUAAAUAACGUUAUUCAAUUUUACGCCUAAACCAAAUUUGACAUUAAAGGAUGAGGAGCAAGUUCCAAAUAGAUUAAUGUUUGAAUAAACACUUUCAGAGGAUGAGAAAAAGGGAUCACAAAAAGAUGAGUUAAUAAGCGAACUUUACAAUGUAAAGCAUAGACAUUAUUAUAUAAGGCUUGGGUUGAAAUUAAAUCUGAUAAAACAUAGAAUGUCUGUCAAUAUGAGUUAAAUCAGAGACUCAAUCAAGGAUUAGGAGGUGAAAUUCAAUAAAUUUUUUCAGAUUAUGCCGAAACUGAGAAUAAUCUAAAGAAAUAAAAGGAAAAUUCUUAAUAGAAGAGGCUAAUAGAACUUUAGACUUUAUGAGAAAAUUAUUAUUUUAUGUUAG